Molecule: messenger RNA, 5186 nt
Organism: Phoenix dactylifera (date palm)
Lineage: Eukaryota; Viridiplantae; Streptophyta; Magnoliopsida; Arecales; Arecaceae
Source: RefSeq, a predicted model, not a curated record
ACCCUUCGUUUCGUUUCGUUUUGUCUCUCUAGCGCUUCCACAAAUCGCUCGUUUAUUUCCUCUCUCUUCUCUCCUCCUCCUCGCCCCGUCGAUCGCCCCCAAAAUCCCGCAACGGUGGAAAAAAGGAAGAAUGUUUUCCUCGAUUUCUAAUCUUGAGAUUCUCUCGCGAGCCCCAUCGCCGGGAGCUUGAAUUCUUGCGCGAGCUCGGGGGUUCUGAGGAUCGAGAAGGCGCGCUCUUUCUAGGGUUUUGUACCCUUCUUUCCUGUCUUCUUUAGGGUUUUUUGGUUUCGAUCGGUAGUCAUUUACGUGUUGCUAGACCGGUUUACUCGAAUCCCCGCGGCAUUGGGGAUAUCUCGGUUGUUGCGUCGUUGGGGGUCUCCGUGGUUCGUGGAAACGAGGGCCCGGAUCGGGUGCGAUCGAUUGGAUUGAAGGGCUUGGAGAAGAAAGACGAGGUCUUGAUCCUUGGUCCCUUGGUCACGGUUUCUUUUUCCUUUUUCCCUUGCUGCACCCCCAUUUUCUUGCCCAGUUCCAUCUUGUGGCAAUCUGUCGAAUUUCAAGAAGGGAAAGGAGGCAUUUCUGAGACGGCAUAGAUCAGUUACGUUGAAGUAGCCCUGCAUGGGCGAUCAUGGAGAUUUGCCGCAGCCAAGUGGCCUGUUGCCUAAUGGCCUUUUGCCCAAUGAAGUGGCCUGUGUGACCCAAGUCCUUGAUGCGGAGAGGUGGUCUAAAGCUGAGGAAAGAACGGCGGAGCUUAUUGAUUGCAUUCAACCCAACAGACCAUCUGAGGAGCGCAGGAAUGCUGUGGCCAAUUACGUUCAGAGGCUUAUAACGAAGUGUUUCUCCUGUCAGGUUUUCACAUUUGGGUCUGUACCUCUCAAGACCUACUUACCUGAUGGAGAUAUUGACUUGACUGCAUUUAGUAAGGAUGAGAGUUUGAAGGAUACAUGGGCCAAUGAAGUCCGUGAAGUCCUAGAGAAUGAAGAGAAGAAUGAGAAUGCUGAAUUUCAUGUAAAAGAAGUUCACUACAUUCAGGCAGAAGUAAAGAUUAUAAAGUGUCUUGUAGAAGAUAUUGUGGUCGAUAUAUCAUUUAAUCAGCUUGGUGGAUUAUGUACACUUUGUUUCCUUGAACAGAUUGAUCAUAUCAUAAAUCAUGAUCACUUAUUCAAACGGAGUAUUAUACUGAUCAAGGCCUGGUGUUACUAUGAGAGCCGUAUAUUGGGUGCUCAUCAUGGCCUCAUUUCUACAUAUGCUUUGGAAACUUUGGUUCUAUAUAUAUUUCAUGUGUUCAAUAAUUCAUUUGCUGGACCGCUUGAGGUCCUAUAUCGUUUUUUGGAGUUUUUCAGCAACUUUGAUUGGGAUAACUUUUGUGUUAGCCUUUGGGGUCCUGUACCUAUUAGUUCACUUCCAGAUAUGGCUGCGGAACCUCCUCGAAAGGAUAGCGGUGAAUUGUUGCUCAGCAAGGUCUUUCUUGAUAUGUGUAGUACGGUAUUUGCUGUUAUGCCAGUUGGUCAGCCUUUUGUUUCGAAGCAUUUCAAUGUUAUCGAUCCUUUACGUAUAAACAACAACCUUGGACGCAGUGUUAGUAAAGGCAAUUUUUUUAGGAUACGCAGUGCCUUUGCGUUUGGGGCCAAAAAGCUGGCAAGGUUACUAGAGUGUCCAAAAGAGGACCUGAUUGCCGAAGUAAAUCAGUUCUUCAUGAACACAUGGGAGAGACAUGGCAGUGGCAAUCGACCUGAUGCUCCUUCCCCAAAUUCGCGGCACUCGCGACCUUUAAGAACUGUUCCAUAUGAAGAAUCCAACAGUUCCAGAAUCACUUCAAGCACCAAGAAAAAGAAUGAAAAGGUUGUUUUGCCCGCUACACAUGAUUGUCAGACUGAUGGUGCUCUUCCUUUUUAUGACAACUUUUCUCAGAUUCAAAAGACCAUUAACCAACACUCUCAGAAUGUACAUAGGACAAGUAUGACAUCUGCAAUUUUGCGUACACAGAGCCAGAAAAGUUAUGGAAUGCAGAAUAGUUCUAGGGUUUCCGAUCACAUUGAAAAGAAUAAUGGUUCCAGAGAAUUUGUUCCAGCUGAAAAGAGUCAGAAACCUUUGAAGCCUGAUCACUAUGUGAAUUAUCCGGGGGGACCAGGCAGGUUUCAUUUUGCGAGGACACACUCGAGUCCCGAGCUGACUGACACAUCUUCUGAAGUUUUGUCUCGAGGGAGCCGUAACAAAGUUCCUGAAACAGGCAAUAACUUGAUUGCCACAGCAAGGUUAGAUCAUGGCAGUAGAAGAAGGUACUCGGGUUUUGAUGUUUCAAGGAGUCGAUAUGCAAAAUCUUUUGGUGACCCGUCAUCUUCAAGGCACUGUUCGUCCCAGCAAAGUCUUGAAGCUGCUGAUUCAAAUAAUGUUUCAAACACUUAUCAAGAUGAUGUUGGCUUCGCAAACAUUGUGGAAGAACAUUCAUCUGUGUCUGAGGCCUUGGAGAUGCACCAGGAAGAGCAGGAUUUGGUUAAUAUGAUGGCAUCUUCCACUGUACAUAAUUCAAUUGGGCAGGUUCAAAUGCCAAUUCAUUUUAGUUCUCCUCAUCAACCUUUUCCGUUACCUUCCUCUCUUCUAGCUUCAAUGGGUUAUAGUCAGAGAAAUUUGGCAGGUUCUGUUCCCACUAGUUUUCCUGUGAUUGAGUCUCCACGGUCAUCUGAUAUGCCGUUUCGUCAAGGCUUUGUUUCCUCACCUUUGUCGCCUUAUUUCCUAACCGCCGGCUUCAAUUUGAACUCAGAAUACACGGUUGACCCUAGUAAUGAGAGUUGUGGCAUGACAGAAAUGAACCCAGAGGAAAGUGGUGGCUAUUUGCAUGAAGAUGAUCCUCGAUCUGAUCAGGGGUUUGACCCCAGAAAUGGAGAUUUCCAGGUGCCUCAUUCAGAUGACAAUCAGCAGGAAAUUCUAGGGGGAUUUAACUAUGUUUCUUCAUCACAAACCAGUAAUUCUGGUCCUUUUAUACCAGGACACCACAAAUUUGCUAGAGAAAAUAGUGUAGUAAGUGAAGAACACACUGGUGCUUUCCAGAAUCAAACUGGUACAGGCAAUGAUACUUACUCUAGUGACAGGAAUGGAUAUAUGACGUACAUUCCUGCCUCACAGGCUAGUCCUCCCAGGAGCAAAUCAGCCUCUGAAAGUUCAUCCGAUGGAUCUGCAAAAACCUCCAGGUCAUCUAGGGAUAAACGAGGAAGAAGAACCGCCUCUCCUGCAGUUCUGACAUCAUUGUACAGGGAAUCAAAGAGCGAGUGGCAGCUGGAGGGCUCAUCUAAUCAUUCUUCAGCAUUGGUAGAUGAUGAGGCUUCACCACAUGCUAGACCCCAUCAGUUAUCUGGAUAUGAACCAGCAAAAAUAAGUGGAUCAGAAUCUGUGAUUCCUGUUGCACCAAUGAUUGUCAAUGGCUCAGGACAGAGGGUUAUGGAUAACUCUGGGGUCAUGCCAUUUGCAUUUUAUCCUACUGGUCCACCAGUUCCAUUUUUAGCCAUGUUUCCAGUAUGUAAUAUGCCACCUGCGACAGGCAGUUCUGAUGGAUUAAUUAACCAAUUUGACAGGGAUGAAAGACUGGAUCAUGGUCGUAUAAAUCCAUGUGAUCAGAAUCAUGAUUCAGCAGAAAACCUUGAUCAGUCCGAGUCUCAAGUGAGCUCGAGUGCUUUCAGAAGUGCUGAUCCUGAGCCCCCUGAGGAGCAUAAGUCUGAUAUUCUCAAUGGUGACAUUCUUAGCCAUUGGCAAAAUCUGCAAUAUGGGCGGUCAUGCCAGAACACUCGUUACCACGAGCCUUUUAUGCACCAAUCUCCUGUUAUGGUACCACCAAUAUACCUGCAAGGUCAUUUUCCAUGGGAUGGUCCUGGUAGACCACUGACAGCCAAUGCAAACAUCUUAACACAGAUUAUGAGUUAUGGCCCCUGCCUAGUUCCCGUUACACCUAUGCAGCCAGGUCCUCAUAGGACUUCCGAUGUUUUCCAGCAUUUUGGGGAUGAAGUCCCUAGUUACCGUGGUGGUACUGGAACCUAUCUGCCAAAUCCUAAAGUUUCAUUCAGAGAUCGACAGUCCAGUACAAGAAACCACAGAGGGAAUUACAACUAUGACCGGAAUGACAGUGCUGACAGAGAAGGCAGCUGGAUCUAUGCAAAAUCACGAGCUGCCAAUCGCAGCCGUGGUCGCACCCAAGCUGAGAAGCUCAGCUUACGGCCUGACCAAUUUUCUACAACUGACAACCGAAUUGACAGACCAUUGGAUCCACACAGGCAUGAGCCACUUGCGUCGAACCAAGCCCAGAACAGAUCUUUUGGGCUUGCAAACUCCUCACAUAACUCACCAAAUUAGGCAUAUGGCAUGUACCCAGUGCCCACAGUGAACUAAAAUGGCGUGAGUCCAGUUAAUCCUGCAGUUUCACCUGUUGUGAUGCUGUAUUCAUAAUGAGCAAGUCAUUGGGUAUGGUUCACAUGCUGAAUCCCUUGAGUUUGGCUCUCUUGGUCCAGUCCAUCUAUCUGGUAUGAACGAAGUAUCAUCAUCUGAUGAUGUAAACCCAGUUAGGGAGUCAUACGAUCAGAGGCAUGGCACGUAUAAGGGAAGUUCUUCACGUUCUUUUCCAGAUCAUCCCUCUUCACCCCAGCUCCAGAGGGCACUUUAAUUAUUUUUCCAGAUCAAUGGUCCAGAGGAAUUAUCACUUGAAAGAUGAGGAUUUCCUGCCACAGUCAUUUCCAAACCAGGGAGUUGGUGGUGGGGAGAACAACUAUAACAGCAAUCCUUCUCAAUACCAAUCAUUCUUCUCCUCCCCUUACUCUUGAUCGAAGUGGGAUUUAUGAUACUGAUCUUCCUGUACAUUUUGUUAGUGUACCUUAAUAUCCUAUCCGUCUGGCAUAGUUUUUGUAUGUACGCUAGAAAAUGAUUCUUGACCCACUCACUGUUUCACGGUAUGACCAAGAAACGAUGGCAGCGUAGAAAGGCGGAAAAAGUUUGCUUUUUCUUUCUAGGAAUACAUGGUAACAUCUAAAAAUGCUUCAGGACUAGAUGUGUUAGCUGUUUGGGUGGACUUGUUAUGUAGUUCAUUCUAGGAUUGCUAUUUACAGUAGACUAGGUUCUUUAAACCAAGGUUUGCUAGUGCAUUGUUUUCCUUGGCACUGAUACUAUAAAUUUGGCAGAAAUAAGUAGAUGAAAAAUUAUUCUCUUGA